AUGCGCCUUUGGAUAGCGCCAUUGGCUUUAUGGAUAUCGAUUUUUGCUAACGAUUUUGAUCAUGAUUGCCAAGAUCCACACGAUCCAAAAUGUCCCGACUCUACUCACACAGUGAUUCGAUUGAAAAGAAGAGACGAUGAAUUAGCGCAUCAGAUUGCGAAGAGACACGGGAUGGUUGUCAAGGGUGACGCUUUUAUGGACAAUCACUAUUUCUUGUAUCAUGACGAUUCGGAGUUGUCAAGAAGGCGGAAAAGAGCGAUUACAGAGCAAUUGAAUGAGCAUCCAGCUGUUGAAUGGGUUGAAGAGCAACGACCGAAACGGCGAACAAAGCGCGACUAUGUCUACAACGAUGAAGUACGAGAGCAAUCGGCUUUAUUGAGUCGAUCGGUGAGACAAACGGCACAUCAAGUGUUGAAGAGACAAGCACCGUUGGAGAUCCCGAGACUACCAUUUUCCGAUCCAUUAUACAGAGAUCAAUGGUAUUUGAUUGGUGGAGCCGUUGGUGGAUUCGAUAUGAAUGUGCGGGAGGCGUGGUUGAUGGGAUAUGCCGGAAGAAAUGUUUCCGUCUCGAUUCUCGAUGACGGCAUUCAACGAGAUCACCCAGAUUUGGCGGCCAACUAUGAUCCACUAGCUUCUACCGAUAUCAAUGAUCAUGACGAUGAUCCAACGCCGCAAAACAAUGGAGAUAACAAACAUGGUACUCGAUGUGCUGGAGAAGUGGCGGCAAUUGCUGGGAAUAAUCAAUGCGGUGUCGGGGUGGCGUUCAAGGCGAAAAUCGGCGGUGUCAGAAUGUUGGAUGGCGCUGUCUCCGACUCGGUGGAAGCAGCUUCGUUGGCAUUAAACCAGCACCACAUUGAUAUUUACUCGGCGAGUUGGGGUCCGGAGGAUGACGGGAAAACAUUUGAUGGACCAGGGCCAUUGGCUCGUGAGGCUUUCUAUAGAGGAAUCAAGAAUGGAAGAGGCGGAAAGGGGAAUAUCUUCGUCUGGGCGAGUGGAAAUGGUGGAUCGAGACAAGACUCCUGUUCGGCUGACGGGUACACGACCUCGGUGUACACUCUCUCAAUCUCAUCAGCCACUUUCGACAAUCACCGACCCUGGUAUUUGGAGGAAUGUCCAUCAUCCAUUGCCACCACAUACUCCUCAGCGAACAUCAAUCAACCGGCUAUUGUGACCGUCGAUGUUCCGUCAGGUUGUACAAAAAUGCAUACAGGUACUUCGGCAUCGGCUCCACUUGCAGCUGGGAUCAUCGCUUUGGCACUCGAAGCAAAUCCUCAACUCACUUGGCGUGACAUGCAGCAUAUCGUUUUACGAACGGCGAACGCGAAGCCACUUCUCAACAAUCCCGGAUGGUCGAUCAAUGGUGUUGGGCGACAUAUUAGUAACAAAUUCGGCUACGGUUUAAUGGAUGGUGGAGCGCUGGUGAAAGUGGCGAAAACGUGGCGCCAAACACCUGAGCAACACAUUUGUACGUAUGAGUACAAAUUGGCGGCACCAAACCCCCGUCCAAUCACCGGUCGUUUCCAAAUGAACUUCACGUUGGACGUGAAUGGAUGCGAGUCGGGCACCCCGGUGCUUUAUUUGGAGCAUGUGCAGGUGCAUGCCACUGUGCGCUACGGAAAGCGUGGCGAUCUCAAGCUUACCCUGUUCUCUCCAGCUGGUACUCGUUCUGUCCUUCUUCCCCCGCGUCCACAAGACUUCAAUGUUAAUGGCUUCCACAAAUGGCCUUUCCUCUCAGUGCAACAAUGGGGCGAAGAUCCAAGAGGUACCUGGGUACUGAUGGUCGAGUCGGUGACAACGAAUCCGAAUCUUGGAGGUACUUUCCACGACUGGUCCCUUUUGCUAUACGGUACAGCGGAGCCAGCACAACCGGGUGAUCCAGUGCAUCCACCAUCUCCAUCUCCACCAAUCAGUCGAGUCGUUUCUCAGCUCACUUCACAGCGUGGGCGUCUGUUGGCCUUCUCACGUAUGCGACAAUUUCAUUUGCCAAAUCGAAACACGGGUCGUCUCGUGGCGUCAAGGCCAAGGAUUUUCCCACAACAGCAAAGGCCAAUCCAGCAGCAGCAAGUGCAACAAGGGCAACAAGGGCAACAAGUGCAAUCGUUCGCAAAUCUGCCUGCAAUGGGUCAAUGGUGGUUUGACGCGACAAGGCAGCAAUGGAUUUGGAUUACUCCGCAGCGAUCAUCGCCUUGGUUUAAACGAAAUCGUCGACGUUAUAGACGUUUU
Mesorhabditis belari is the source of this 2223-nucleotide messenger RNA. The record is from the annotation of a GenBank genome assembly. Lineage: Eukaryota; Metazoa; Nematoda; Chromadorea; Rhabditida; Rhabditidae.